This is a messenger RNA of Bathycoccus prasinos, 873 nucleotides long. RefSeq lists its product with no specific name. The record is from RefSeq and is a predicted model, not a curated record. Lineage: Eukaryota; Viridiplantae; Chlorophyta; Mamiellophyceae; Mamiellales; Bathycoccaceae. The coding region runs from base 1 to 873 and encodes 290 amino acids. Gene Ontology annotation, molecular function: protein binding. The transcript has a single exon.
AUGUCCUCCGAAUACUCGACGGAAGAGGAGGAACGCGAGAGACUAGGAAAGGUUCUCGAGAGUGAGCCUUUACCGUUGUGGCGUUUGUUCAGGGAGGCGUCGCUGAGUGGCGGCGCGUGUCGCGAUAUCGUGGAGAAGCACGUGAUGUGGAAACUGAACGGGACCGAUCUCAAAUUCUUGUACGGGGUGAAUAAGGAGACGAGAGCGUUGGUGAAGAGAUCAACUCGCGCGGGCGCUUUGAAAAAGAAGUUUAAUAUUGGAGAGAUGUCGUCGAUAUCGACUUUGGAAGUUGCGUGGGAGAAUCGAUCGUUGUGGGCGUGGCGCUGGGAUGAAAGAUCUUUCUGCUCUCAAGUUGCUCUAACGAAUAAACUCGAGUUGCUCAAGUGGGCGCGAGAGAAGAAAAAGUGUAAGUGGGAUCCAAGGACGAUUUGUGCGGCCGUAUGUCAAGGUAAUCUGGAAAUGGUAAAGUAUUGCAUUGUAAAUAAGUGUCCUAUCAGUAUGUUGGAGUGUGCAGAUGCUGCCGAAAACGGUCAUCUCGAGUGCCUCAAAUACUUACACGAAGAUGCCAAAGCGCCUUGGGAUGAGUAUACUGCCAUUUGGGCGGCUGCAAAAGGUCAUCUCCACAUACUCGAAUAUCUUGUUGAGCGUAAGUUUGAUAAAUAUGGCGUGUGUGCGUGUGCGUUUGCAGCCGAGAUCGGCCACUUCGACUGUUUGAAGUACUUACACGAAACCGCCAAAGCGCCGUGGGACUCUGCGUCCGUACAAGGCGCGCACUGGAACAACCACACCGAGUGUUUACAAUACCUCCUCGACAACAACUGUCCUCUCCCACCCGGUUGGCGAUACGAAGACGGAACGUUAAACACCUCAUAA